Messenger RNA from Pseudovirgaria hyperparasitica, 750 nucleotides. RefSeq lists its product as uncharacterized. Bases 10 to 546 code for a protein of 178 amino acids. NCBI's taxonomy places the organism in Eukaryota, Fungi, Ascomycota, Dothideomycetes, Acrospermales, Acrospermaceae. The transcript has 2 exons. The record is from RefSeq and is a predicted model, not a curated record.
GACUGAUGCAUGGAACAGAUCAGCAGUCUCAUGGCGCAGAGAGACAACUACUAUUCCCAGGCUAUAGCUCAAGAAUCAGCUGUACUUGCCAGGGGAGCGCGGCAAGAUAAUAAGCUCAUGGCGCAGUUGGCCGACAGUUCUCGCAAAAUUGCUACGACUUCACUCCGGGACGCUAAAGCAAUGAAAGCGAUAUCUGUAGUCACCAUGGUGUUUCUCCCUGCCACGUUUACCGCGACAUACUUUAGUACUUCCUUCUGGAAUUUGAGGGCUGGACCGGGAGAGUCAGUGGUUUCAGGGAACCAUUGGAUCUAUUGGGUCGUGACAGUUAUACUCACUAGUAUCGUCAACAUUUCAGCCUAUGCUUGGUAUAGACGCAAUGAGCGCGUCGUCAAAAGUCUCGAGGAAGGAAAAGUCAUUGUGCCACUUCAACAUAGUCUAAAGAAAACAGUUAGACCGGGACAUGAUGAGCACAAGUCGGAGGCAAGGGAUAUCAAGCCACUUCAUCAUACCCUGAGACCAUCAUUUAGGGGUGUUGGGAGUGCAUGAUAAGCUGUUCAUCUUGCUCCUCGUGGUAAUAUGACAAAUAGCUGUUGUUGUCAUAAUGGCCAGAAACUUUCGAUCGGGUUUGAAUGGUAAUUUUCGUUGGUUUAGUCUUCCGAUCUGUUACUUCCCAGGCCUCCUCAUGCUUUGCGCAGUCAGUGCCAUGCCACCCACAGCGUUAAAGUCUACUUCAAAACAAACAGUCAGAUA